AGUCGGCCGGCGGGAAGCGCAGAUACGCCCUCGGCCGCGGCAGCAGCGAGACUCUGUCCCCCCUCGAGGACUCGCCGAGACAAAACACACGUGACAUGGGCGAUGAAAACGAAUAAUAACUAUUCCAGGUCCGGCAUCUUUGACGUGCGUGCAGUUGCGUUCGGAAGCAAGUGCAAAUAUAUAUGUGUUGUUGGACCCCCAUGGCGGCAACUGUUCGGGAAGCAUGGUGCUGAGGGAGGGUUUCGUCGCCGGGUCGGAAAGGCGCGACGCGGAGGAAGCGUAGCUUAGAGCGUGCCUAGAGCUCCUCUGCCAAGCAUGGCCAUCCUCCAGUCGUGCUGCUGCUGGCGCUCCGUGCGCAAGGGCAGCUACGCCAGCGCCGUCUACACCAUGGGCUACUUCGGUAUAACGGUGCUGAUAAUGUCCAAUUCCAUCCAAGAGGAGCGGCUUUACUGGCAGGGCAACCACACCACUCCGCUCAGCCCGAGCUUCCUGGAGCCCCAGUACGUCUCUCACGCCACGAUGGUGUUCAACGUGGUGGUUCUGUGUUGCUCCUCAUGCGGGGUGAUCACGUCCUUGCUGCUGAUAUACGGCGUGUUGAAGGACAUACGGUCGCUGCUGGUUCCGUGGAUACUGACGGUUGUGAUCACGAUGCUGCUGGACAUAUCCCACAUCAUUUACCUGUUCGCCUUGAACACAGUAACCUUCACACCAAUUACUGCGAUUCUGUUUACUUUGGAUUUUUUCCUGCUUACAUUAAAUAUCUACUCGUUGCUGUGUGUGAUAUCCCAGUACCAGGAGUACAAGGCCGGCAGGGGAACAGCGGAAGAUGACUACUAUCUAAAAAGGCUGCCGCCAGUCCACUACACCGCCAGACCCACCGCUACCAGCUGCCUCAGCACCAGGCGAGCCGUCACGUACCAGGAGACCCGCGCCUCACCCACCCAGAGCCCCACCGCUGUGCACUCCACCCUGCUGGGCGACGACUCCGCCUCCAGCCACCGUGUGCCGUCCUUGCACCGCAAGCAUGUCCAGUUCCCCGACCAGAAGUGCGACAAGCACUGCCGGGACAACUCCUCUCCGGAUGAUGCCGGAAGCUGUUCUGUGGUGAUGAUCAUCGAGGAGCCGUGGCCUGGUGGCGGCCGGGUGCCGGGACUGCCCAGCUUGUCGGUCGACCUGGCGCCACUCAUAGACCACGACCCGCCCUGCGCCAUCCAGCACGUGCUCAAGACGGUCAGCUAGGCACCACCGCUCAUCGGGCAUUCCCAUGAAGAACAUCUCUUUGUAGAACACUAUGGUCCAGAUUAGUACGUGAGACCGUCGUACAUUCUGAUGAGAAACAUCUCCCCGUGGAACUAACUGGUCCAGAUUAGCAUGUGAGACCAUCGGACAUUCUGAUGAGGAACAUCUCCCAGUGGAACUAACUGGUCCAAAUUAGCACUUGAGACCAUCGGACAUUCUGAUGAGGAAUAUCUUCCCCUUGAACUAACUGGUCCAGAUUGGCACGUGAGACCAUCGGACACUCUGAUGAGGGCUGUCUCUCUGUAGGAGACGCUGAUCCAGAGUAUCAGGCAAAAGCAUCGUACAUUCUGAUCAGUAAAAUAUUCACUAAUAAAGGUUGUCUUUUUACCUUACAAUUGGUUUGUAUGAGUAACUAAACCUUGCAUGGAGAGGUCUUUGACAUUCGUAAACAUAACAUGAAGGUUUAUGCAGAAAGAUAAGAAAAAAAAACCUUUCUAAACUUAGUUUGUUAAUGAAAUGGAAUGGAUUUACCUUUAUUAAUCAUGUUGUGGUUUGGAGCAAUGGGUAUCUUAGAUUGUUACGUGUUUUGAAUUAAAUAUUUUGUUGCACGGCAGGUGAUUUUUCUGUUUCAUGCAGAUGGAUGAGUUUUAUGUCUACAUGAUAUCCUCAAAUAUUUUCAAGAUUUCAGAAAAAAAAGCUCUCAUUUUUAUAGAAAUAUUUUUCACAGCAUAAAAAUAUAUACUCGAUCGUAGUGUAUAUGUGAUUUGUCAUAAUUGUUCAUUCGGUUUAAUAAACAGUCAAAAAAAUUUAACUCAUUUUACAAAAAAAUAGGCUUUUUAAUGUUAUUUUAAAAUUGGAUCUAUAAAUAUUUCCCAAUAUUUUAAAGUCACAUAAACAUUUAAUACCACUUUCAGCAAAAAUAAA
Messenger RNA from Bacillus rossius redtenbacheri, 2163 nucleotides. RefSeq lists its product as uncharacterized. The transcript has 8 exons. The coding region runs from base 316 to 1239 and encodes 307 amino acids. The record is from RefSeq and is a predicted model, not a curated record. Lineage: Eukaryota; Metazoa; Arthropoda; Insecta; Phasmatodea; Bacillidae.